CACGGUCUGUAACGUACUACGAGGGCUCUGUGUGAGGGUGUGUGAUUCUUCCGGUGGCGGUUCAUUCUCGCGAGGUGAGCCCUGAUGGUGUCAUCUACUAGACGUUAAUCAGCGGAUUCUCUGAGGAAAUACGUUAUUUUUAAAUGUAUGAUUUUCCUAUCCUGAGUUUUAGAAGCGGACAGGAAACGGAGGGAUAUGCGCCUAGGCAAAUGUGGAUACAUCUUACCGAAAACGCGAGGGGAGGGAAACAUGUAACCGGGCGUUCGGAGCGGCACCUGACACUUCGCGAGCAGGACUCUCGGUCUGUUGUAUCCACCCGUUAUUUUAUUAUUUGAAUUAUUGACACACAGUAUUUUUGUGUUUUCCGUUGGAUAUUAUCGUCGAGCCAAGACUGCAAAAAUGAGCGAGGAAGUAUCAGAGGUCCCCAAAGAACUGCUGGAGAGUGUGAAGGAUGCAGUGGGGAGGAAGAUGAAGCUCUCGGUGAAGAAGAGAGUCAAACUAGAGAUCAAAGGAGACAAGGUGGAGAACAGAGUCUUGGCUCUCUCAUCUCACCGGGCCUUCCUUCUGACUGCACGCAUCCCUAGCAAGAUUGAACACAACUUUAAUUAUCUGGAGAUACAAGGGAUCACCUGUAACAAGCCCACACAGUUGACGGUGGACUAUGAGAGAGGUGUUGUGUCUCUGAAGCUGACCUCUACAGAAGAGGUGAAUGAGGUGGUGGCUCACAUUGGGAUCUGUCUACAGAGGAUAUGUCCUGGUCUAUCACCACUGAAGCUGAUGAAGAAGCUGAGUAUGGAGCCUCUGGAGAGGAUCACCAGCCUACAGACUCUAUGGGACAACCACAAAGUAGCAGAACCAGGACCGUGUGGUGGUUUCUCUCAGAGUUACAGAUGUGUGUGUGACUGGCUGGGUCUGCCCUACAGAGAGGAAGUUCAAUGGGAUGUAGACACCAUCUAUCUGACUCAAGACACACGGGAUCUCAGCCUGCAGGACUUCAGUCAUCUGGAGAAUAGGGAUCUAGUGGCUAUAAUAGCAGUGUUAGAGUACAACCAAUGGUUCACAAAGCUCUCCACAAAGGAUUGUAAACUGUCAGCAGACGUGUCUGACCAGAUCCUUCGGGUGGUGGCCCGGUCCAGUCGACUAGAGGAACUGGUUCUGGACAACGCAGGACUCACGAGGGAUUUUGCACAGAAGCUGGCGAAUGCCCUCUCCCAUAACCCCAACUCAGGACUCCACACUGUCAACCUUGCCAAUAACCCACUGGAGGAUCGAGGAAUCACCUCCCUGGGAGCACAGUUCGCCAAACUCCCGAAGGGACUCAAGCAUUUAAACUUUUCCAAAACCUCAUUGUCACCCAAAGGGGUGAACAGCCUUGCCCAGUCACUGAGUGCCAACCAGUCCAUCCCCAGCACGCUCAGUCACCUGGACCUCUCAGGGAACUUACUGCGGGCAGACGACAUCCCGCAUUUCUACCAUUUCCUGGGCCAACCCAACAACCUGACGACUCUGGACCUGUCCAACACAGACUGCUCUCUGGACCUGGUGUGUUCUGCUCUCCUGAGGGGCUCCGUCCAGAACCUCUCUGUCCUCAACAUGUCCAAGAGUGUAUUUGCACAUAGGAAAGGCAAAGAUGUGCCUCCAUCCUUCAAGCACUUCUUCAGCAGCGCCGUGGCCCUCAGCUGCAUCAACCUUUCAGGAACCAAACUUCCUCCAGAGGCCUUGAAAGCUCUUCUGCUCGGUCUGGCCAGUAACCCCAACAUCAAGGAAGUGUCGUUAGACCUCAGCUGCUGCGAGCUUGGUCACUGUCUCAGGUCUGGGGGGUCACAGAUCCUGGAGGGAUGCAUCGCUGAGCUCCCCAACAUCUCCAGUCUGGAUAUCUCUGACAACGGUCUGGACUCUGACCUGUCCACUCUGCUGGUGUGGCUGGCCAAGAACCGAUCCAUCCGACACCUCUCACUGGGGAAGAACUUCAACAACAUCAAGUCCAAAAAUCUGGCCCCUGUCCUGGACAAUCUGGUUCAUAUGAUUCAGGAAGAGGAAUCGCCCCUGACGUCUCUGUCCCUGGCUGACUCUAAGCUGAAGACGGACCUGACCAUUGUGCUGAAUGCUCUGGGCAGCAACACCAGUCUGACCAGGGUGGAUAUCAGUGGGAACGCCAUGGGGGACAUGGGGGCUAAGAUGCUGGCCAAGGCCCUGCAGAUCAACAGCAAACUAAGGACGGUGAUCUGGGAUAAGAACAACAUCAGUCCUCAAGGUCUUCAGGAUGUAGCAGCUGCUCUGGAGAAAAACUUCACCAUCCGGUUCAUGCCUAUCCCCAUCAUCGAUGCGUCUCAGGCUCUUAAAGCCAGCCCAGAGAAGACUGAGGAUGCCCUGCUCAAGAUUGAGAACUACCUGUUCCGGAACCAUGAGACUCGUCAAUACCUCCAGGAGCAGGCCUACCGCCUCCAACAGGGCAUCGUUACCACCACCACUCAGCAGAUGAUUGACAGGAUCUGUGUGAAAGUCCAGGACCAUCUCAACUCCCUGAGGAACUCAGAGACAGACGUGGUCUUAGACGACGUCAAGACGGCUGAAAACCUGAUGAAGGAUGCCAGGAACUCCAAAACGCUGCUUCCUAACCUGUACCACCUGGGAGCAGCGUCCAGAGAAGAGGUCAACGGUCAGUCAGUAGGACCCAUCCAGGAGAAACUGGAGUCCAUGGCAGGAGAGGUGGCCAGGGUCAUGGAUGAACAGCUACAGGGUCUGUUGGAGUCCAUGGUGGAUGCUGCGGAGGGUCUCUGUCCCCAUGUGAUGAGGAAGACUAACCUUCGUCAGGACCUGAUCAAAGCCAGCACAGCUAAGAUGGUGGUUCCCCGUAGCUUCGUCAAGAACACCCUGCUGGAACAGUCUGGAGUCGACAUCAUCAACAAGAUCAGUGAGGUAAAGCUGAGCCUGGCUUCCUUCCUCUCAGACCGUAUCGUAGAUGAGAUCCUAGAAGCCCUGUCUGGCUCUCAGCACACACUGGCUGACCACCUGGUGAGGAAGGAGCGUCCUCUGGUCCAGCGGGAGUCUGUGGACCUGGACGUACCCGAGGAGAGGGCUCCUAAACGGGCCACCACGGAGCUGAAUGAGGCAGAAAGGCUGGAGGACCUGGAGACAUGCAUGAUGACUCCCAAGUCCAAGAGGAAAAGCAUCCACAGUAGAAUGCUCCGUCCAGUUUCUCGUGCCUUCGAGAUGGAGUUUGACCUUGACAAGGCCCUGGAAGAUGUUCCCAUCCACACAGAGGACCCUCCUGCACCUUCCCCUGCUCCUACCCUCUCGAGGUUAGAGAAGAGACCGUCAGGGGCCAUGGGAGAACUGCCCUCAGACGAGGCCAAGAAGCUGCAGCACUUCACCAAACUACGGCCUCGCAGAAACAAGAAGAUGCAGUCCAGUAAGAUACCGCAGAUCAGCAGCACCACGUCUCAGGACGGAGAGCAGAACGGUCUGCAUGGAAGGGUUGAUGAGGGGGUGGACGAGUUCUUCUCCAAGAAGGUCACCAAGAUGGACUCCAAACGUUCCCUAAAGAGUUCCGACUCCCAGGACGGGGAGAAGAAGAGGAGUAAAGGAGGUUUCCUCAACCUCAUCAAGUCUCGCACCUCCAAGUCUUCAGACAAAGACAAGUCUUCAGACAAAGACAAGUCAGAGAAGAACCAGUCUACCCCAGCUCCAGCACUAACCCCAGCUCCAGUAACCUCUGUCCCCGAGGGGCCUUCCUCCCCUAAGGCCUCCCUGAAGAGCCAAGCUCCAGAACCACCAACCAAGGUCAAGGAGGCCAAGACCCAGCCCACUCAUCCCAGCCAGCUCACCCAGCCCCUGGAGUGCAGCAGCAGCUCAGACCGGUCUGAGGAGCUACGGACCCCAGACUCCAUGGAUGAGGUGUCAGAGGGGGACAGUAAGGGUAGUCCCCAGGGGGGGAGGCGCUACGGGGUGCAGGUGAUGGGGACUGGACUCCUGGCGGAGAUGAAGGCCAAGCAGGAGAGACGGACCUUCGGAUCACAUAAGGACCAGUAUGACCAGUCGUCCAGUCCAGACAGCAGUGGCAGUGUGAAGGGCCAGCCUAUCCCAACAGAGAGCAGGUCUCCAGGUGGCUCCAAGGCAGAGGGGGUGGUGGUGGUCGGCUCCCCAGAGAAGAGCCCUCGUGGUGGGGAGGCCAAACCAGAGACGGUCCCUAGGAACCGCAUUACCUCAGUCCUAAGUUCCAGUCCUAAGCCUCCUCUUCAGGGCCCCAAGCCAGCCCUCGCUGCCCGACCCUCCAUCCUUCAGAAGCCGCGCACCAGCAGUAGCAGGAGCAUAGAUGAGGUCUGUGACUCUCCUGGAGGGAAUGUGUCUCCCAAGGGGGCAAUGCUGCCUUACAGCCUGAAGAGGGUCCCCUUGGACAAGGACAAGGAGGGGCAGGGCAGUCCUCUACUGGGGGGCACGGGGAGCAACAAAAACCCCUCUGCUCAGGCAGCAGUGAAACCAGACUCAGUGUCAGACCCUGCCAAUCGCCAGAGCCCCCACCGCCACAACUCUGAGGACAACGGCUCCAAACCCAAGGACCAAUCCCCCAACCCUGACAGAGACAAGGGACCGGGGAGAAAGUCUCCCCGAUCUGGAGAAGAGGCCGACAAAGACUUUAUUUUUAUAUGAGAAACUAAACUCUCAAUGAAUGACAGGUGCAUUGUACCUGCCUGUCAUCUCAGUAUAUCUGAUGUCAGGAAUCGGAAAGCGACGACCGUAUGUCUCAAGACUGUCGGGCAGAGUAACCCAUGUGAAGUGUUUCACUGUGAUAGGACUGUUGUACACUUUCACUAAAUCUCAGUAAUUCCAAGAUAAAUAUGGCUAAAGCACUGUUAUGAUGAUGCACUGUUGUGUGUUAAGUCACUGUGGAUCAGAAACAACACAUUUUCUGAAGGGGGAAGGAGAGGGACAUUCCUUUACACGACUCAGAUAUCUCAUGGCUUGGCCAUGUGUGUACUAUGUCAUCAUGGUUUGGACAUGUGUGUACUAUGUCAUCAUGGUUUGGACAUGUGUGUACUAUGUCAUCAUGGUUUGGACAUGUGUGUACUAUGUCAUCAUGGUUUGGACAUGUGUGUACUAUGUCAUCAUGGUUUGGACAUGUGUGUACUAUUCAUCAUGGUUUGGACAUGUGUGUACUAUGUCAUCAUGGCUUGGACAUGUGUGUACUCUGUCAUCAUGGUUUGGACAUGUGUGUACUCUGUCAUCAUAGCUUUGUGUGCCGGUCAUCCCCUGUGCUUGUAUUGGGAAAUAAACUGGUGUACUGUCAUGCCAGUAAAAGCUAGCCUGGAAUCCACACUGAAUAUCUGUUUCACUAUUCAGAUUGGUAUCCAUGCCAGUAAAAGCUAGCCUGGAAUCCACACUGAAUAUCUGUUUCACUAUUCAGAUUGGUAUCCAUGCUAAGUGAAAUCCGGACAUGGAUGGGACUCCAGCUCGGGGCUUUUCUGCAGGCAGCAUCAAUUGGCUCCUAAUUCAGAACCUGACUGCUUCGUGUGGACAGACGGACAUUUUCAAACCUGUCCAGCAAUUCAGGAAGUAAACUGAAAUACAAUUUCAAUUUCUCUUCAUUGCUUUUCAAUCAGAAAUUUUUUAAAUUGGAAUUUGGCUUAGUUUCUGGAUUGACUGGAAUUGAAAUGGAAUUGACCCGAACCCUACUGUCUAGUCAUUCAGGGCCCGACAACUAGGGGUCAUGUCCUGACCUCGGCACCUUUCGGUCUUUCAAUUGGUCUUCGUUUGCUGCCUCGCUGCCAGUAGUUUAUUUUCUUCACGACCUGUAAAUCAUAUGGCUUUGGACUGAAGGGUUGGCUUACUCGGUCAGAACGUAGUGGCUUCACGGUAUCAUAUGGCUUUGGACUGAAGGGUUGGCUUACUCGGUCAGAACGUAGUGGCGUCACGGUAUCAUAUGGCUUUGGACUGAAGGGUUGGCUUACUCGGUCAGAACGUAGUGGCGUCACGGUAUCAUAUGGCUUUGGACUGAAGGGUUGGCUUACUCGGUCAGAACGUAGUGACAUCACGGUAACAUAUGGCUUUGGACUGAAGGGUUGGCUUACUCGGUCAGAACAUAGUGACAUCACGGUAUCAUAUGGCUUUGGACUGAAGGGUUGGCUUACUCGGUCAGAACGUAGUGGCGUCACGGUAUCAUAUGGCUUUGGACUGAAGGGUUGGCUUACUCGGUCAGAACAUAGUGACAUCACGGUAUCACGUGUUCCCGAUGUCUGGGACUGGGUUGAAUGCUGUGAACGCAUCGCAUUCCAUGAACCUGUCCACCUGGGGCCUAGUUCAGUAGGCAGAUAACGGAACAAAACUGACUGAAACAGGGAGGUCAAAUGACCUGAACUUGUCCAAUAAAGAAACACUUGUUUUAGUUUAUUACGCUCUCUACUGAACAGGACCCUGAGGGGUGAACUACGAAGCAGGUAGCAAGGUCACUUCGGUAAACUACGAGUUCAACUCGGGAUAACCGGUCAUGCGAAAGCGUCUCACCUUUUUAGCAAAGGUCAAUUUCUAUGGCAACGAAUCCUCCAGAACUAACCCGCUCCGGGGCAGGCUAACUCCACUUACCUAGAAUUAAAUGAUCAAUCAAAUCAGAUUCCCUCCCUCUCGCAAAGACUGUGUCAUCAUCCCCUUCAUUUGAGGAAGACGACUGAUUUUUUUUUGUUUUUUUUGUGUGUGUUAAAAAGAGUCAUGUUAAAAUAUCUAACAUUUCACAUUUAGUAAUGACGGAAUGCAUUCUAAACUUCACCCCCAGUAGCUCUUCUGUAUGACUCCAUAAUACUAUUUUAUUGAUAGGAGGGUGGGGGGGGGGGGGGGGCCUGUGGUUGUUGUGCAUUGAUAAGCACACCAAAUACGGCACUAAUGAUAAGUAAUAAAAAUAAAGACUAAUUAAUGAUAAAUAAUAAAAUUAAAAAACGCGUUAAUGAUGAGUGAUAAAAUAAAGGCACUUCUAAAAUCCCAUUUCACACCACAACCUGCUGAGUUUCCAAAAUAACUUUUCUUUUCUCUUGAUUUCUGCACAAAUGAAAAUGUUGCACUGAGUCGCCCACGGAUUGGCGUUUCAGCAUUGUCGCGAUGAAGAGUUCGCCGUUCGACUAGCCACGUGCGACAUGCACGCGCAAGCAGUUCACAAGCCUUCUAGAGUUAGCGGCAGGCGUACAAGCAAUAUCCACCGGCGUUAGGUACACAUGACGCCUGAACUGGGAUGUGAAGCUAGCUGCAGCUGGUUAGCUUUAGAAAGACCCUGAGUAGAUCUAGCAUGCUUCGUAGGAUAACCCCUCUGGUUAAUUGUCUCGGUUGGUUUGGAUUUCUCCGGCUUGUAUUUUAUUCUUUCUGUUUGGGGAUAAAGAGCAGCUGGCUGUCUUAUGUUUGGUUCUAUUAAACAAUAAAACCACGGAACGACGUGUUUAAAAGAAUCCUUCAGAGUUAAAUAAGUAAGAGAGGGAGUCUAUCUCUCAGGCAGGGUGAUUACUGCUGAAUUUGUGUGUCCGAUAUGCAUAUGUGGUGUGCUGUAUGUGUAAUAUAAUACUGUAUGUUAAAUUACAUACAUGUAAUAUAAUACUGUAUGUUUAAUUACAUACAUUUAAUAUAAUACUGUAUGUUUAAUUACAUACAUGUAAUAUAAUACUGUAUGUUAAGUUACAUACAUGUAAUAUAUCCACACACGUAUGUGUACACAGAUCCUAUAUUACUAUGGUACUACUAAGCACACUACUAAAAUAGGUUUAAAUAAUGAUGUAAUUUAUUGAAAUAAAAACAAUGUUUGAUGAUGUUUUUCUCCCUCUUCUUGUCCUUAAUGUACGUUGUGUUAAUACUGAGGAAAUCAAUUUGUCCAUUUCACUGUUUUCUUCUUAUUCUUUAAACGAUGAAUUAGUUGUAUUAUUUUAUUUUCAUGACAAGACACAUUGCUAUAUUUGCCUGAUCGUAUCUGAAAAGCAUUUUUUUUAAAAAGGAAAGUUAAUCCAACAAAGAAAAUGACUCCAUGUUUGUUAGUCGGUGUGUUUUAUUUUGUUAUGGACGAUACUCCAUUAACAUGGUUCACUAAAUCCCACUACUGGCUGUGGACAUGUCCUUCCUUAUGUGAAUAUUUAUACCAAAUAAAAUAAUUGUACAGAUUGAAA
This is a messenger RNA of Oncorhynchus mykiss (rainbow trout), 8132 nucleotides long. NCBI's taxonomy places the organism in Eukaryota, Metazoa, Chordata, Actinopteri, Salmoniformes, Salmonidae. The record is from RefSeq and is a predicted model, not a curated record.